Pomacea canaliculata is the source of this 856-nucleotide messenger RNA. RefSeq names its product UPF0184 protein C9orf16 homolog. NCBI's taxonomy places the organism in Eukaryota, Metazoa, Mollusca, Gastropoda, Architaenioglossa, Ampullariidae. Bases 25 to 369 code for a protein of 114 amino acids. The record is from RefSeq and is a predicted model, not a curated record. The transcript has 2 exons.
UAACUCUGAUCACAUGACUACAAAAUGGCCGAAGGAGAGGAUAGAGAAGAUAGUGAAGCCAAUCCAAAAGAAUUUGUUGGUGACAGUGAAGAAAUACCCUCGAUAGAAAGUGUUCAGAUCAGUGCAGAAAAUGAAAUUGAUGAUUUCGAGGAAGAUGAAGAAUACAUGGCUUUGGAUAACCAGCUGGACCAGCUAAAUGCCUGUCUAAAUGAUCUGGAAGCACGUAAUGAUGAUUUGGUCACCAAACUAAAAGCCCUUCUUGCAGAUAGCAAAGAAGUUCAACGAGAGCUUCAGGAACUAAAUGGCAGAUCUGAUGGUACACCCCCUGACUCAGGACAAGGUGCUUCUGGCAGCAGAGUGACAUCAUAAAAGUAUAGAUAACAGUGACAGAAGAAGUCAAAGACCUUCAUUUAGUUACAUUUAUAUAUUCAGCAGUCAGAUACUUGGACUUACGCAGGCUUUUGGGAGAUCUCUCUGUGAUUUUGUACCUUAUAGAAGCAGCCAUAAAGUUUGUUUUCUUUCAACUUUUUAUAUUUUAUUUGUUUGCUAAAUUAGAAAUUAAAGUUUCAAAAUUUCAAAAAGACUUAAGACAUUAUCAAAAAAUAAGUUUUUAAAAACUCAACCUUGUAUUCAUAACUACAAGAUAUUUGACUUGUUUAAAGGCUUUAAUCUGUGCAGCAUGUAAGAAUGUUUAUACCCACUGUGUACGAAAGGCAACCCCCUUAUUCUAAUUUUUUUUUUCAAUUUUCUUUAGAACCUCUAAAUAAGCUUGGGAUUCCAGUAUGGUAUUUAUAAACUCUACUCAGAUGACUUAGUGUUAGUAGCAAUUAAACACCAAUUAAAGAUGUGCUGCAAA